This is a messenger RNA of Gordionus sp. m RMFG-2023, 570 nucleotides long. RefSeq names its product zinc transporter 7-like. The transcript has 5 exons. Gene Ontology annotation, biological process: intracellular zinc ion homeostasis; zinc ion transport. The record is from RefSeq and is a predicted model, not a curated record. Bases 1 to 570 code for a protein of 189 amino acids. Gene Ontology annotation, molecular function: zinc ion transmembrane transporter activity. NCBI's taxonomy places the organism in Eukaryota, Metazoa, Nematomorpha, Gordioida, Chordodea, Parachordodidae. Gene Ontology annotation, cellular component: Golgi apparatus.
AUGGAACUAGUAUCUGUCAUAGUAAUCAUCAUAAAUCUGAUCGGAAUUUUCGCGUUCCAUUUUUCUGGCGAAUGCUCACAUUCUCACUCCCACUCUGGUCAUUCCCAUUCCCACCUAAGCCAUUCCCAUCAUCAUGAUCACCAUGACGCACCCGGAUCUAAGCUGGAAUUAGUGCAGACCACCGACAAUUCAGAUAUCGAAACGCAUGAUGGCCAUCAUUCUCAUCAUAAUAAAGAAACAUGUUCUCACGACCAUAAGGGUCACCAACAUUCUCACCACGACGAAGAGGAGCAUCAUCAUUAUAAGAAUAACUCUCACUCCGGACAUGGGCAUAAUAUGAAUAUGGAAGGCAUAUUCUUCCACGUUUUAGCCUACACUCUGGGCAGCGUAGGUGUCAUUGUUUCCUCUUUUCUAAUGCAGAGGCACGGUUGGUUCAUAGCUGAUUCCAUAUGUUCCCUCUUAACUUCCUUAUUGAUAUUCUUCAGCGAGGGCGAGGGCAUCGAUGUUAUGGUUAGAUGGUGCAUUUGGGUCAAUGCAGGUGAAGUCUCAAACCAGAAGCUGAUCCCUUGA